Messenger RNA from Monoraphidium neglectum, 201 nucleotides. RefSeq lists its product as hypothetical. The transcript has a single exon. The coding region runs from base 1 to 201 and encodes 66 amino acids. Lineage: Eukaryota; Viridiplantae; Chlorophyta; Chlorophyceae; Sphaeropleales; Selenastraceae. The record is from RefSeq and is a predicted model, not a curated record.
AUGGACCGCCUGGUGGCACUCAACGCCAAGCUCACCGCCAUCGCCAAGGGCGGCCUGCCCAAGCCGCUGCAGAGCCUGGCGCGCCUGCCCCUGCUGGAGCGCAUGGUGGCGGAGAUGGCCCAGAUAUUCCUCAUGGCGCCCAAGGACACCGGCAGCGUGGACCUGCUCACGCCGGAGCAGCAGGCCAACGUGGUCUACUGA